AUGGCAACUGCAUCUUACCCACUUGAUCCAGAUCUAAUGAGGGAGGUCCUUGAAUGUCCCAUCUGCUUGGAGACCUUCAACGAGGACCAAAUUAGGCCUAAACUCCUUCAGUGUGGACACACUGUGUGCCGCCAUUGCCUUGAGAGACUGUUGGCCAACACCAUCAACGGUGUGCGUUGCCCCUUUUGCAGCAAGGUCUCGCGCAUGAGCAGUAUCACGCAGCUGGCCGACAAUCUCACGGUGCUCAAGAUACUCGACUGCGCUACGACCUGCGGUGCGACCGCUGCUCUCAUGUGCGCGUCCUGCGGCAGCCGCCUGCCCCGACAAUAUUGCCACGACUGCUCCACCGUCCUUUGCGAGUUCUGUAAAGGCGAAGGCCAUUUACAACGCGGUCACAACGUCCAGCCAGUUCGUACGGCUGCCGAGCAACGUCGGAAAGAACUGGGCGGCAAACUGUCCGCUCUGCGUGAUAUCAUGAGCGAAAUCCAGAAGAAAAAGACGGCUAUUGAAAACAUUACCCGAUCGUUAAAAGCAAAGUACCGAGCGGUGCAGCGGGAUUACACAACGGCCGAGCUGCAGCUUCAAGAGGACCUCAGUCGCUCUAGGAGGACUUUCUCCAUGUCAAUGGCGGAGAUAGAGAAGCUUAACGGACAGGUCCUGGAGGAACAAACGUAUCUCCUGAAUAUUGCAGAGGUGAAGGUUAUCUCGUGCUGUGAUUAUCUGACCAUGCGAGUGAGGCAGAGCGACCUCAGCCUGCUCAAGGAUGAUAGUGGCGGGUGUGAUGACGAGGAGCUCAACCUGAGGAGCACCUUACCCACCGUGUUUCAGCUGCAUGAACCGGAAUUGAUCCGGACUGAACACUCGAAACCAGCAGACGUAGGACAUUUGGUCACGAGCAGGUACACAGUGGACACGGACAGUUCGGAAUGUGCUUUGGAGGUUGCAAUAGAAGGCAAUGUUGAGGGCCUAAAUGAGGCCGUAGGUGGUGCAACGGGACCUCCGUUGGAUCUUUACCGCGAUGUCGACAUGGUCGCGGCGGUAGAUGACUCAUCGAGUAGCUCACCUGGCACCUUUAAGUCCAAGUCCAUGGACGCAGGGGGAGAAUCGCAGGGAGGGGCAUGUGCAGGUACGGGUACUCCAACAUGCCAGUUUGUGAAGAAGAUGGGCUGCAAGGGCGCUCUCCCUGGUUCUUUCAAUUUACCGGUUAGCAUCUGCGUAUCCCAGCAAGGCGAGGUACUCAUAGCCGACCGAGGCAACUACCGCAUUCAAAUCUUCAACCGCAAAGGCUUCCAACGUGAAAUCCGCCGAAACGCCAGCGGCAUCGACAGCUUUGUCAUGAGCUUCCUUGGCGCUGAUCUGCCUAACCUCAUGCCCUUGUCCAUCGCCGUCACACCUCAGAGCCUGAUCGGGAUCACCGACAACUAUGACAACUCGGUCAAAGUGUACACCAUGGAUGGGCAGUGUGUGGCCUGCCACAAAAAUCAACUUAUAAAGCCCUGGGGCAUCACCGCGACGCCGUCGGGACAGUUUGUGGUGUCGGACGUGGAAGGCGGAAAGCUGUGGUGCCUGACGGUUGAUCGCAACGUUGGAGUGGUGAGCUACAGCAGGCUAUGCUCGGCGGUGCGGCCCAAGUUCGUGACGUGCGACGCCGCCGGGACUGUGUACUUCACCCAAGGCUUGGCGCUCAACUUCGAGAAACGCCACAACGAGCCCCACCUUGAGGGGGGCUUCUCUAUUGGCUCGGUAGGUACCGAUGGCCAGCUGGGCAAGCAAUUUAGCCAUUUUUUCUCAGAAGCUGAGGACUUCUGCUGCAUCACUGGCAUGUGCGUAGAUACCAACGGUGAUCUGCUGGUGACGGACAGCGGUAGGAAGGAAAUCCUGCAGUUUCCUAAAGAGGGGGGGUUCAAAAUUCUCAUACAGGAAGGACUGAACUGUCCUGUGGGGGUCGCCACCACGCCUAAAGGGCAGCUUUUGGUGCUGGACUGCUGGGACCACUGUGUCAAAGUCUACACGUAUAUUCAAAGAAGGCACUCAUCCACCUCCUAA
Nerophis lumbriciformis (worm pipefish) is the source of this 2046-nucleotide messenger RNA. The record is from RefSeq and is a predicted model, not a curated record. Lineage: Eukaryota; Metazoa; Chordata; Actinopteri; Syngnathiformes; Syngnathidae.